AUGGAUUAUCAUCGUCAACCCGUCUCACCUUAUCAAAGUAGGAGAAGAAUUCCAAUCUCAAGCUUUGCUGCUUCGACUCCCAAUCUAUCUCAUUUUCCAUCUAUCAAUUCAAUUCAAACUACUCAAUCUAAACCUUCACUCUUAGCUUUAUCUAAAUUAAAUCCUUUGAUUCCUAUUGGUAAUCAUCCUCCUACUACAACUAAAUCUACUUUGGUCGAUGUGGUGGUCGAAGGUAUGGGCGGUGGUACCGAUCCUGGUGAAGGAUGGCAGGUUCCUCCUGGUGAUCGUCUCGAUCCAUUCGUACCCACUCAACAACCAGGUUCAUCAAGCACACCAUUUCCUCACACCAAAUCUCUUACAGCUGCUCUUAAUCAUGCAACCUCGCGUCCCGAGACUGACCACAAGGCUAUCCUAGCCCUCUUUACCGAAUUAGUGAUCACCGAACGAACAUAUCUCAGACGAAUCACUGCUCUCAAUCAGUCAUAUGGAGUUCCUCUACGUCAAUUUUCAAGUGCAAAGCACACCAAGAUCAUCGAAAAAUAUGAAGCAACAACCAUGUUUGGAAAAAUCGAAUCCUUAGUGAAAGCCAGUACCAACUUACUCGCUGUACUGGAACGAUCUCUUGAAAUCCUACAAAAAGCUGAUCCUGCAACUGCUCAGCACAGCUGGUCAGAAGAGAUAGCGUCCGAAUUACUUCAUAUUCAACGUCCUUAUCGUGACUAUCUAGGUAGUUAUGAUACAAUCAAAGAAACCGAACAGAAGCUCAAAAGAACUGAUGGAUUCCGUCAAUUCUGUGAGAGGACAAAGGAAGCCAUGUACGAUGAAGGAAUGGGUCGAGUAGGCCUUCGAGAACUUUUGAUGGAACCAGUUCAAAGAGUCACGAGAUACAUCUUGAUAUUCGAGCAGAUAUUGAAGAAAAUGUCAUCAGGUGAUCCAUCCCGAUCAGGUCUUUUGGAUUCCAUCACAACUUGUAAUCGCCUUGCGAUCUGUGAGCUGGAUGAUCACCUUAUCAAGGCAGCCACGAUGUGGGGUCUCUCUCGCGCAAUCGAUCAUUUCCCUGCAAUCCUUGUCAAACCUGGUCGACACUUUAUUGAUUCCAUCGACGUUCUCGAUGUCUUUGCCGAUGCUACGACUUCUACCGUCCUACAUUGCACUCUCUUCCUAUUCAAUGAUACCAUCGUGAUUGCGAAGAAACCACAUAACAGUCUCAGUGGUCGGAUUCUAGCCGGCUUAGAUGACUUGGAUCGGUUAACAGUAGCCAUGAAGAAAUCAAAGGCGCCUUCAUCUUUGAAUUCAGUGGUAAGCGGUGGUACUGAUUUCCUUGCCAAAUCAUUGGGUGGCUCUAAUCAUCAUGGUACCCCCAGCAAGCUCAGAAAGGGUAGCAUGCGGUUCAAGGGUUUGAUCGAUGUGCAUGAUGUGAUCGCAUCAAAUGGGAUCGGUGGUGGUGGACCAGGUGGGGAGGUUGGGUUUGAUCUUUUCCUCACGCGCCCGCCGCAAGAUGUCUCAGAUCGAUGGUCCGAUCGUCCUUUGCGACACUAUCUCGUCUGCGCGCCCUCCUCACCUGCUCAUGAAAAGAGUCAUUCACUCUCUUUUCACCCACCUUCAUCCCAUGUACUUGGUGCAUCUCAUCAUCAUAGUCAUAGUCUAUCAUCCAGGACUCAUCACACCUCUCAGCUCGCAUGUCUCGCCGAACGAGACCGAUUUUUGGGCAACUUACGCAAAGCCCAAGCAUUGGUAAAGGCAGUCGAAGAUAGAUCAACAGUCAUGCGUACUAAAUUCUUAUCUGAACCUGAAGGACAUGGGACAAUUGAAAAUUAUUGGAAUCUUUAUGACAAGCGGACAUACAUGUCAGAGCAACGAAAACAUCGAGUUGUGCUUCAAUUGGUCGGAACUGAUUCAGUUGAUCCACUUCCAUUUAAUCCCGAGCCUGAUCUGGCUCUUCCACCUAUGGUCAUCAUUCGAGCGAGCUUCAAUGACCCGGAUGAUCCAGAUUGUGUUCUCUUUCCCUUCUGCCCUAUAGCUGUGAAACUUAUCUUGUCUUAUCUCUUGGUAGUCGAACUUUACAAAAUGGCCGAUAUUCCCAGUCGUCCCUAUUCAUCCUCUACAAAUCGUCCAGCUUCGGUUUCAUCACCUUCUCGAGGUUUCCGAUCCCGAGCAGCCAGUAGUAGCACGGCAACAAGUGUCAAUAGCAAUACCGGAGCGCAACGCUUGUUCGGAAAUCCGAAUGCCCCGCUCACUCGCACAAGAUCAGUGACCACCCGACCUACAUCAUCCAAAGUACCUGCUGUACCUACAAUACCUGAUUUUCCUAACGCAGCCGUCAAGUCACCGGGGGGACCGGUUUGGUUUCUACAUAACAAAGGAGAAAUGGACGUGAUGCCAGAGGAUGAUCAAGAAUAUACGAUUGUAGGAGAGAAAAUGAAAAAGAGUGACUCAAAUCCAUCAUUGUAUGAAGAACAAGGAGAAGGAAGCGACUUCCAGGGAGAUCCUCCCAGCCCCUCUCGAAGUACGAUCAAAGGAAAACAGAGAAGUCUUGCGUUGAGAGACGAAACAGAAAGAAGGUGUGGAGUAGUGGAAGAAGAUGAAGAAGGAGAAGAGGAAGAGGAAGAGGAAGAAGGAAACGGAUCAGAUGAUGGAUCGAGUGUUAGUGGACUAAGUUCUUCUUGUGGAGGAAGAGAAGAUGACGAAGAUGAAGAUGAAGAGAUUGAGACCCCUAGGAAGUUACGUGGUCCUAGACAAAUAGUCUCACGGGUACAAUCAAGAAAUGUAUCGGCAUCGAGUAUUGGGAAGAGAACUAGAUCAAUGGAUGAUAUUUCUUCUUUGAAUGUUUAUCAAGGUGAAGAUGUUGGAGAAGAAGAAGUGACACAAACAAUUAAAAGAGUAGCAGGUAUGGAGAGGAAGAGAGAAGAAGAACUACCGGGCAUUUCACCCAUCUUAUCGAUCCGGAAUCACUUAAAGAAGGUUGAACAGAGAAGUCCUAGUGCUGAGCGUAGGAGAGAAGAAAGGAAAGUACUUGUGAGAAGGAGGAGGAAUAAAGAGAAUGAGAAGAUGGAUAUUGAAGAUUUGAAAGAAGUCAUAUUGGAAGAUGUAGAUGGGACCGAAGAUCUGUUCAGGAACAUGCAUGGUAAAAUCAAAGAAAUGAAAGGUUAUCUGUCACGAUUGAAGAGUCUUAAUAUGAAUAUCAAUGAGAGUAAUACGAGUACAAUACCACGCUCACCACGAAAAGCACAAUUGAUGGCAUUAGUAUCACAACCGAUGGCUACUAAAGAAGAUUGUAUGAGUGGAAUUAAAAAAGGUUUAGAUGGAAUGGAAGAUUCGUUAAAGAUUGGAACCAAUCAGAUAGAAGAAAUGAGAGGAUUAAUACAGGAAUAUCAAGAAAUCUUUCAAUCAUCACAAAUCGAAUUGACCAAAACUAAAAAUGAAUUGAUUCAAUCUGAAACUUCAUCUAAGUUAAUUCAAUCAUUACAUAAUUCUUUGGAAGUUGAAAAUUGUCAUUUAUAUGAAGCCUUUAAUGAAGAAUUAGAUAAAAUGUAUAAUGAUAUUCAAUUACCUGUUGGUCAAGCUUUUGAAGCGAUUGUAGAAGAUUUGAAAAAAAUGGCAGAAGAAAAAGGUAGAUUAGUCACUCAAUUAGGGUCUACUAAACGGAAAUUAGAAAUGGAAUCUGCAAGAGCUAAUUGUUAUGAAGAAAUGUUAAAAUCAGCUGGAUUAUUAAAUUCGACAAAUGGAAAUGGAAGCUAA
This is a messenger RNA of Melampsora larici-populina 98AG31, 3738 nucleotides long. RefSeq lists its product as uncharacterized. Gene Ontology annotation, cellular component: cell cortex; nucleus. The transcript has 10 exons. Gene Ontology annotation, biological process: regulation of cytokinesis, actomyosin contractile ring assembly; activation of GTPase activity; nervous system development. The record is from RefSeq and is a predicted model, not a curated record. Gene Ontology annotation, molecular function: guanyl-nucleotide exchange factor activity; GTPase activator activity. The coding region runs from base 1 to 3738 and encodes 1245 amino acids. NCBI's taxonomy places the organism in Eukaryota, Fungi, Basidiomycota, Pucciniomycetes, Pucciniales, Melampsoraceae.